Molecule: messenger RNA, 1039 nt
Organism: Aphidius gifuensis
Lineage: Eukaryota; Metazoa; Arthropoda; Insecta; Hymenoptera; Braconidae
Gene: Phb1
Product: protein l(2)37Cc
Exons: 2
Biological process (GO): mitochondrion organization
Cellular component (GO): mitochondrion; membrane
Source: RefSeq, a predicted model, not a curated record
UUUGCUGGUGGAGUUGUCAACUCAGCUCUUUUUAAUGUUGAUGGUGGUAUGAGAGCAGUUAUCUUUGAUAGAUUUGUUGGAAUUAAAAAAAGUGUAGUUGGUGAAGGUACUCACUUCUUCAUUCCAUGGAUUCAAAAGCCAAUUAUGUUUGAUAUUCGUUCAAGACCAAGAAAUGUACCAGUUGUAACUGGUAGUAAAGAUCUUCAAAAUGUUAAUAUAACACUUCGUAUAUUAUUCAGACCAAUUGCUGAUAGUUUACCUGAAAUUUAUACAACUUUGGGUGUUGAUUAUGAUGAAAGAGUACUUCCAUCAAUUACAACUGAAGUAUUAAAAGCAGUUGUUGCACAAUUUGAUGCUGCUGAAUUAAUAACACAACGUGAACUUGUAUCACAAAAAGUUAGUGAAGAUUUAACUAAACGUGCUGCUAAAUUUGGUGUUAUACUUGAUGAUAUAUCAAUUACUCAUUUGACAUUUGGUAAAGAAUUUACACAAGCUGUUGAAUUAAAACAAGUUGCACAACAAGAUGCUGAAAAAGCACGUUUUCUUGUUGAAAGAGCUGAACAACAGAAAAAAGCAUCAAUUAUUAGUGCUGAGGGUGAUGCACAAGCUGCAAGUUUAAUUGCAAAAUCACUUGGUGAAGCUGGUGAUGGUCUUGUUGAACUUCGUAGAAUUGAAGCAGCUGAAGAUAUUGCAUAUCAACUAUCACGUUCACGACAAGUUGCUUAUUUGCCAACAGGACAAGGUGUUCUUCUCAAUCUUCAGCAGUAAAAAAACAACGAGGUGUUAGAAAAUAAAACUAUUAUAACAAAUACAUAAGACAUUUUCAUUACUUAUACUUUUUUUUUUUCUUUCUUUUUUAUUUUCAAUUCAAUGUUUAAAAUUUUUUUUUCUAUCUAAGAGCUAAAAGAAAACAAUAAAGUUAUUAAAUCAGAAUAUUUAUCUGGUAUUUUUAUUUUAAUAAUUACAGUAAACCAAUCAGUGAGGUUUUUCAGACAAUUAAAUACAAUAAAAAUAUCUUUAAGUAAUUAUUUAACAGCAG